AUGGUGAAGUUCGACGUGGAUCUCUUCGCAAAGAACGAGCGAGCAAUUGUCCUGGUGUACGACCCGAAACACGUGCUUACUGGUUGUGUGUUUGAGUCGGAGACAGUUGCUGGGUUUGCGGUGCAGAAUCUGCUGAGUGUCAAGGUGGUGCAGCUUUAUGGCAGGGCCCCCCGGUGCAGCAUGCCAUCGACGACCGGGGUGGUGGACACGGUCAAGGCAAUACACCGAUACUGGUUCAUGAAGGACGCAAUGGACAGCAACGAGUGGAAGAAGAAGGGGGAGGACCUGCUCAUGAAGUGGGGCGUGCUUAAGGCGGAGGGUGUGGAGGACGAACAGGAUGAAGAGGAGAUACCGGCGUACUUUUGUAUCCCUGAAGGGCCACUGUUUCGGGACGUGCGCAGCCGGCGAAGGGUGGUGCGGAUGGUGGCGGGCGAAUACAGUCAGGAGGCGGACAAAUUGGGCAUCCCGGUUAGCAAGGUGCCUGAGACAAUGGGCGCGCAUAACGAGGAGGUGAUAAGCCGCCUACGAAGGACGCCUACUAAGCGUACUCGUCACGGAGGUGCGGGAGGCGGCCCGCCUAGUGGGAUGGCCGACGGGGUUGAGGGCAGUGUGGUGUGUAAUGAGGGCAUGCCGGGGAUAAACGGAGAUAGUGGUAGUGCACUGGGCGGUGAGCAGUAG
Molecule: messenger RNA, 678 nt
Organism: Closterium sp. Naga37s-1
Lineage: Eukaryota; Viridiplantae; Streptophyta; Zygnematophyceae; Desmidiales; Closteriaceae
Source: the annotation of a GenBank genome assembly